CCAAUAUCGUUUAGCGGGGAGAAAGCUCCCUCAACGGCCACAAAUGGCCUCCUUCGCCUUCCCCGCUUCGCUGCAUCGCCACCAGCUCGCUUCGCUCCCUCCAUGUAAGCCCUCUCCGACCCUCGAUUCCUCCAAAUACCACCGCCACCCCACUCCCGCUUCCGCCCUCAGGAGUGACCCCAACCACUUGCUCGCCAAGCUCCCCACCGCGGACCGCGACCCUCCUUCGAAAACCGCGAGUGGUUUCGGUGUCGGAGACAGGGCUAGUUCGUCGGCCCGGCCUCCGAGGCCCAGCGGCGAAAAGUCGCAGAAGGAGUCUUUGAAGGACCUCGUGAGCUCGAUCAUAAGGGAGCGGUCCAAAAGGAGGGUCGGCGAUGGCGAGAGCGCGAGGAGAUCGUCGAAAGGCAAGACUACGAGGAGCGACUCGAGUUUGGGGCGGGGGAGUGAUGUCGGAGUUGGGAAUUACGGUUUACGUUCUGAAAAAGAGAGUGCAGCGGUGAAAUCUGCGGAUGAUGAUGGUGGUAGUUCGGGAGGUAGAGUGGGGAAGCAGAAAAUGAGCAGGAAUGUCGGCGUUAGUGUCACGGAGGCGGCUAAUGAGAGUAGGAAGUCUACGAGAAGUAAGGUCGAGUCGCCUGACGUUCGGUUGAGAGUCGCGCUUGAUAUGUGCUCGAAAAGUGGGGAUUUUUUGGGGGCGGUUCAGUGGUACGAGUCGGCUCGUAAGGAAGGGAUUCAAUUGGUGCAGUAUCAUUACGCUGUGCUGUUGUAUCUCUGUGCUUCUGCGGCUGUCGGUGUUGUUCAGCCUGCUAAAAGCGGAAGUGGCAUGAGGACUUUGAAUAGCUUGGACUUGUCGAAUGCACAUGUCGCUACAAAUUACGUCAAGUUUGGUGAGGUAGAUGAAGUCAUGCCAAAUGACCUCCAGUCAAUUGGUGCCCGUAGGGUUGAGGGAAAUGAUAGCAAAAUGGAUUUACGUUCAAGGCGCACCUAUGGCAAUGUUGAGUAUACCGACAGAAUUAAGAGCAUCAGGCAGAACUUUAAUGGGUUUCCAAAACCCAAAUCUCAUGUUUCAGAUCGGCUGAAUGAUGCAGGACAAACUAAAAGUGGUUCCUCCGGUACUGAAAAUGAGGCUAUAGACCAAGAGCAGGUCGUUAUAUUAGAUGAGAAUGUCAAGAAGUAUGCGGUUGUAAAGGGAUUUGAAAUCUACGGGGAGAUGUGCUCAGAUAAAGUCCCAAUGAAUGAAGCCACUUUGACAUCUGUGGCCAGAAUGGCAAUGUCAAUAGGUGAUGGAGACUUGGCGUUUGACAUGGUGAAGCAAAUGAAGUCUUUGGGGAUAAAUCCUCGGUUGCGGUCCUACGGUCCUGCUUUAUCAGCUUUCUGCGAUAGUGGAGACAUUGAGAAAGCAUUUGAAGUUGAAAAACAUAUGCUGAAGAAUGGUGUCUAUCCAGAGGAGCCUGAACUGCAAGCACUACUAAGAGUAAGCAUAGCUGUUGGAAAAGGGGACAAGGUGUAUUAUUUGUUGCACAAACUCAGAACAAGUGUAAGGAAGGUCUCUCCCUCUACUGCAGAUCUAAUUGAGGACUGGUUCAAAGGCAAGAUAGCUGCAAGACUAGGGAAAAGGAAAUGGGAUCAAAGAGAUAUAAGAGAAGCAAUUAGAAAUGGUGGUGGAGGCUGGCAUGGGAAAGGUUGGUUGGGAAGAGGCAAGUGGAGUGUAUCACGUGCAUCGGUUGGUUCUGAUGGCUCAUGCAAAUGCUGUGGCAGAAAAUUGGCCACAAUUGAUCUUGAUCCUUGGGAAACAGAAAAAUUUGCCGAGUCAGUUGCAGCCUUGGCUCUAAAGAGAGAUAAAAACUCCAGCUUUCAGAAAUUUCAAAAAUGGCUCGAUUAUUAUGGACCAUAUGAAGCAGUAAUUGAUGGAGCUAAUGUAGGCCUUUUCAGUCAGCACAGAUUCUUACCAGCAAAGGUUAAUGCAGUUGUUAAUGGAAUCCGUCAGAAGCUUCCUUCAAGAAGAUGGCCUCUCAUUGUUUUACACAAUAGGCAUAUUACAGGAAACAAGAUGGAAGUACCAGUGAACAGGGCAAUCAUUGACAAGUGGACAAAUGCGGAUGCACUCUAUUUAACACCUACUGGAUCCAAUGAUGACUGGUAUUGGUUGUAUGCAGCUAUCAAAUUUAAGUGCUUAGUGGUGACCAACGAUGAAAUGAGGGACCAUACAUUUCAACUUCUAGGAAAUGACUUCUUCCCCAAAUGGAAAGAAAGGCAUCAAGUACGUUUCAGCUUUUCUGUUGCCGGUCCGGAGUUUCACAUGCCUCCUCCGUGUUCUGUAGUAAUCCAGGAGUCCGAGAAUGGCCACUGGCAUAUACCCAUUUUGCUGGAACAUGGGUAUGAAGCAGAUAGAACGUGGUUAUGUGUGACGCGUGCUGUCUCUGGAUCGGAAACCAGACCUGAAGAUCUGCAAUUACAUCAACAGAGUGAGCAACAUGUGAUGGAAGGCAAAGAGCCACAAGUCGAAGUUGAUCCCUUUUCAGAAACGCUUCAACCUAACCAUGACUGCAUUAGAAAAUCACCUCCUGAGACACAUCAAAAUCUCAAAAGCAUAUUCGCAGCGUCUGUAUCAUCAAACGACGGCACCCUCCUGUCAGAACUUGACACUGCAGAGAGAUCAAAGAAGUUGGAGUGCCUAUGUACAGACACGAGGCACGGUUGAUUUUUCUAAGGUGUAGAGAGCCCUUCGUUGGCGGAAAAGCUUAUUUCGCAAGAAUGUACUUUCCCGAGCAUUGUAACUUUGGAGUAGAUGCAAUUUCUUGCCUAAUAUAAUUCAGGAAAAAAUUUUCCCGCUUCAUUUU
Messenger RNA from Rhodamnia argentea, 2837 nucleotides. Its product is annotated as proteinaceous RNase P 1, chloroplastic/mitochondrial-like. Gene Ontology annotation, molecular function: ribonuclease P activity; protein binding. The record is from RefSeq and is a predicted model, not a curated record. The coding region runs from base 44 to 2698 and encodes 884 amino acids. Gene Ontology annotation, biological process: tRNA 5'-leader removal. The transcript has 8 exons. Lineage: Eukaryota; Viridiplantae; Streptophyta; Magnoliopsida; Myrtales; Myrtaceae.